Molecule: messenger RNA, 2292 nt
Organism: Cotesia congregata
Lineage: Eukaryota; Metazoa; Arthropoda; Insecta; Hymenoptera; Braconidae
Source: the annotation of a GenBank genome assembly
AUGAAGUGUUACUACGAAGUCCUGGAAGUUCCUCGAGACGUCAGCGACGAGGAGUUAAAAAAAGCGUACCGUAAAUUAGCGCUAAAAUGGCACCCGGAUAAAAAUCCAACAAACCAGGUGACUGCCAAGGAACAAUUUCAAUUGAUCCAGCAGGCGUAUGAAGUUCUAAGUGACCCACAUGAGCGCGCGUGGUACGACAACCACCGGGAGGCGAUUCUAAAAGGCGGAAUUGGAGAGGAUUACAAAGACGACUCAAUAGAUUUGUUCCAGUAUUUUUCUCCGAGUUGUUUCAAGGGCUACGGUGACGACAAGAACGGAUUCUACUCAGUUUACCGGCACGUGUUUGAAGAGCUAGCUGCAGAAGAUUUAGAGUUUGCUGAAGAUGAAGAAAUUCCCGGGUUUGGAGACUCCAAAAGUUCCUGGGAGGAAGUAGUUCAUCCUUUUUACGCUUACUGGCAGAGUUAUUCAACUAAGAGGUCGUUUGCCUGGCUGGAUCCAUAUGACAUCAGGGACGUUCCUAACAGACAGUACUUGAGGCUGUGUGAGAAGGCCAAUAAAAAGGUACGGGACAAAGCCAAGAGAGAAAGGAAUGAGCAGGUGAGGAAUUUAGUCGCUUUUGUUCGCAAGAGAGACAAGAGAGUCCAGCUGCAUGCUCAGGAACUUGCUAAGAAAGCUGAGUUGAAUGCUAAGAAAGCUCAAGAAAGGUCGAUUCAGCAGCUGAUGGAGAGGAAGAAGCAGCUCCAGGAGCACAAGGAGUCUGAUUGGUGUAAAUUUUCUAAUAUUGAGGAUGAAUUGAAGACUAUUGAAGCUAAUUUAGCUGCUGAAUUUGGAGAUGAACUGUCUGGUGACUCGGAAGAUGAUAAUGAAGAAAGCGAGUCGGAUAUUUUGUACUGCGUUGCUUGUAAUAAACAUUUUAAAACGCCCAAGGCUUUUGUUAAUCAUGAGAACUCCAAGAAGCAUAAGGAGAAUGUUGCGGUUAUGAAGAAUGUUAUGAUGGAUGAUGAUAAAAUGUUUGAGGAUAAAAGCUCCAAGUCUACUUCGGAGGAAGAAAAGAUUUCUGAUGAAGAUGAAGAUGAGGUGGAGGAUGAAAAUAAAAAAAAAACUAAGAAGAAGUUUCAUGUAGCUGAACCUCAGAUGGGUGGUUUUAUUUUUCCGGGCUCGGAAGAACCUGUUGAAGAUGAUGGACAAGCUUCUGAGGGUGAACUGAUGUCUGAUCAGGAUGAUCAGGAUGAAGUUAUGACGCCGGGGACUAAAAAGAAGAAGAAUAAAAAAAAAGCGAGGAUUGUUAAAGACAGUGAUCAUGAUGAGUUUGAUUUUGAUGCUGGGUUGUCCAAGAAACAGAGGAGGCGGAGGAGAAAUUUUGAGGGGAAGAAAGAAGAUGAUGAUGGAGAUGCAGAGGGGGAUAUUAAGGAGAAGGAGAAGGAGAAGGAUAAGGAAGAGGAGCAGGGUAUAGAAGAUUUUGAUUUGGAAAGUCUGUCUAAGAAACAGCGGAGGAGGAGGAAGAAUUUAGAGGCGGGGAAACAGAAAGAAGAAACUAAGGUUCAGAGUAAAGAUGAUGAUGAUGAAAAGGUCAAGGAAAAAAUCAAGGGAAAGAAGGCUAAAGAAGCGAGAAAAUCGGGGAAGAAUAAAUUGAAGGAGGAUGUUGAGGAUAUUGAACAUUGCUGUGUUACUUGCAAAGCUGAAUUUCCGAUAAUAAAGUUUGCCGCAGAUUCGGCUAAAAAGAUAAUCCACCCAGCAGCAGACCGGAACAAAGAACCGAUCUUGAAUGUUCUUAAAAAAAUAAUAUGUCCUGGAGCAAAUCAAGUCUUCCUGGAAAUUUCUUCGGGCACUGGCCAGCACAUGGCUCACUUUGCCCCGAAUUUUCCUCAGGUAACUUUCUACCCCUCUGAGUACGAUCAGGAAUCGCUUGAGAGUAUUUCUACCUAUGUAUCCGGUUUUACGAAUGUCCACGAGCCGCUCCUCAUUGACAUCACGACAAACUACACCACUUGGGGUGAUGGAAUUUUCAAGAAAAGCAGCAUUGAUUAUAUCUACAACUCUAAUAUGGUUCACAUUUCACCGUUCGAGACUUCUGUAGGCUUGUUCAAAAAUGCUGGAGAACUUCUGAAGCCCAAUGGGACGCUUAUUACCUACGGGCCUUAUGCUGUAGAUGGGAAAAUCACUCCUGAGAGCAAUGUUCAAUUUGAUAAGACACUCAAGUCUAGGGAUCCUCGCUGGGGGAUAAGAGAUAUCAGAGAUUUGGAAAAGAAAAAUAAUUACGACAAUAAUCGACCAGCUUCUUGUGACCGAUAA